AUGAAUUGGUUAUUUACUAUUGUUGUGAUUCUUUCUGCUAUUUCUAUCGGUUUUCUUGGGUCAACUUCAACAGCGCAGACAACUAGAAAGUCCAGUGCAGUGACUACCACAGUUCGUACCACAGCUCGACCCACAACCACUACAACUCGUCUAACAACUCGUCUAACAACUACCACAGCUCGGCCAACGACUACCACGACUCGGCCAACAACUCGACCAACAACUCGACCCACAACCACUACAACUCGGCUAACAACUCGUCUAACAACUACCACAGCUCGGCCAACAACUACCACGACUCGGCCAACAACUCGACCAACAACUUCUAUAACCCGUCCGACGACCAGCACGACUCUCGUUACAAGUAGUACUACUCGCCUUACUGGCUCGACAACUCGCAUAACCAGUACGACUCGUCCAACAAGUACAACAGUUCGAUCUACAACUUCAUUUUCAAUCAUCACAACACGCCCGACAACAACUCGACCUACAACUCCAUUUACGAUCACCACGACCCGUCCUUGGGUGAGCACAAGUCGUAGCACUUCAUUUCCCGUUUCUACUCGUACAACGUCCAGAAGUUCUACGAAGUUGACUAGUACUCGUUCCACAACGUAUCAUCCUUGGUCAAUCGAUUGUUAUUAUUGUAGUACACUAAAUUGUCCAACACCUUUUAAUUCUAUGAGUGCAAGCGUUGAAUUGGAACACUCAAGAAAUGGAUGGUGUGUGAAAUCAAGUUCAAUUAAAUCUCAAGAAAGUUUUUACAGUCGUGGUGCUGAUUUAUAUAAUGUUUGCUCGGCAACUGGAUGUUCAUGGAAAACGGUUGGAGGAUUACGAACGUGGGUUUGUUGUUGUAAUAAAUCAUUAUGUAAUGGAGGUAUUUCAUUAUUACAAUCGAAUUCAAUAAUUAUCCUUCUGAGUUUAUCAAUUAUUUUUACAUUAGAAAAAUUUCUUUAA
Messenger RNA from Adineta ricciae, 957 nucleotides. The record is from the annotation of a GenBank genome assembly. NCBI's taxonomy places the organism in Eukaryota, Metazoa, Rotifera, Eurotatoria, Adinetida, Adinetidae.